AUGUGCUCGUAAAUUCUCUCUUUCGCUUACGAGUGAAAUUAACCUUAAUUAACUUGAGUGACUCGCACUUGAUUACUAACGUCUGCCCUGACCGCGUCAUCACCACGCGUCUCUAAGCCAACAAGCAAACCCAUGCAGCCUGAACGAAAACAUUUGACUUUUCCAAACGCGAUUUAGGCCAAAUGGCUCCGACAGCUCAGAUCGCGAAAAAGAAAGAAAAGUUCACAGGGAAAGGAGGCGACUGGAAGAAAUCCAAAAACAAACCGGCGGGCGUCAAGAAAAAGAGGAAAUGGGUCCCUGAGCACAAAGUUUUUGAUGGCAGCGUCAAGGAGGGUCAGGGCUUUGCUUUCAAGCGGAAGCAGAAAGUCCAAUUUGAGUACAAGAAGCUGCUGCGCAAGGAGAAGAGGAAGAACCCCGAGUCCCAAACGCUGUACAAGGACGAGUAUCCGGAGCACCUCAGGCACCUUUACAUGGCCGAGGCUGAAAAACUGAAGAAGGAGGCUUGGCUGAACCGGGUGAACAGGAGCAAAGUGAGAAUGAGAGGGCAUGAGGAGGAGGAGGAAGAGGAGGAGGAGGAGGAGCAGGCAGAGGACAGAGCUGCAGAUGACGCUGCAGAUCCAGCAGAGGAUGCUGGAGGAGCAGAGCAGGCUGGGAACCCUGAGGGAACAGCGGCCCAGGAGGCAGAAAGUCUGCCCAUGAGCAACCGCAUGAAGAAGAAGAUGAUGAAGAAGACGUCCCACCAGAAGAGUAAAGAGGAAUAUGAGAUGAUCAGGGAAAAACGGAGAAAGAAGAAAGAGGAGUACCUGAUGAACAAGCAGCAGAGAGAGGAGGCUCUCGAGAGGUACAAAGCAAAAAAGAGGGAGACGUUUCAGAUGCUGAGCAAAAAGACCAAGAAAGGACAGCCCAACCUGAACCUGCAGAUGGAGUAUCUGCUCCAGAAGAUCCAGGGAGCGCCGAAAUGACUCCAAGCCGGGGCUGAUGGUGGAGAGCGAUCGGGAAAACAUGCCUUUAUUUAGCUGUUGUAAUUUUUUAAAAAAACUGUUUAUGACAUGGCAGUGACAACGUGCUGAAAUGCAGCAGGACUGUGUUGUCACUCGGUGAUCUUGUCAGUGAAUGAUGUGAAAAAUGCUUGAACUGGAUGGAACUGAAGUGGCGAAGAGCUGGAGUGGUGAUCUACCGCCUGUUUGUCGUCAUUUGACAUGAUCAGCACUCUUGUUCCUAGAUGUGGUGAUUCUACACAAGCUUGUUCCAGAUCAUUAUGCUGGUGCACAUUUUUAUCUCAGACCACAAGAUGGCAGCAUAAUAUCUCAAGACCAUGGAAGGCUUUCUACAGUGGGUGCUUUUUUGUUGAAUCCUGAAAUGUAUGAGAAGUUUGCAAUAAAGUGCUCAAGUGCAGGUUCUUUUGA
Molecule: messenger RNA, 1406 nt
Organism: Myripristis murdjan (pinecone soldierfish)
Lineage: Eukaryota; Metazoa; Chordata; Actinopteri; Holocentriformes; Holocentridae
Gene: ccdc59
Product: coiled-coil domain containing 59
Exons: 4
Coding region: 183-962 (259 amino acids)
Cellular component (GO): nucleus
Source: RefSeq, a predicted model, not a curated record